AUGCGGUACUCUUCUUUCCUGCAGCUGACGGGGGCUCUGCUCUCUUUCUCCCUCCCAGCUACCUUCGCAGCAGACUCUCGAUACUGCAUGAACAAAAAUGUCAUCGCCGCCAAAGACUUCACACUCCAAGAAUCCGCCGACAGCCCCCACCUCGCAGCACUAGCAAAACACUUCGAAAGCACCGGCAAGAACGUCAGUGUCACCGCCGUUCUCAACUCCGCAAACCGAGACCUUAACCAAGGCCAUCCAUCGGUCGGAACCGGAUCUCCCAAUGAAGCCUGGGCAUGGAACUCGGGCGACUACAAGACUACCAAGUGGACGCCACAGGGUAUCACCAGCUCCGCCGACGCGCUCGGCACUGGCAAGUGGAAUGACCAUGAAGCGUGGAUUGUUAGCUGGUAUCAACAGGGUGACAGUGUGCGGGUGAGCUUUGUUGAUCGCAAGACACACAAGUAUCGCCAUGUUCUUCUUGUGUAUCCUUCUGCAGAUGAUGAUUUCAAGUCCAUCGCUAUUCACGCUGGUGGUAUUAUGUGGUAUGGUAAUCUGCUGUAUGUUGUUGAUACCAACAAUGGUAUUCGUGCCUUUGAUCUAGAUAAUAUUUGGGAGGUAGAGACUGCCGAUGGCGUUGGGAAGAUGAAGGACGGAAAGGGAUACUCGGCUGAUGGAUAUCAAUAUGUCCUUCCACAAGUUCGUUGGUACAAGUGGACACCCGGAUCUAAAUCUCCAUUUCGCUUCUCCUGGAUAUCCCUCGACCGCAGCGACAAGCCCGACACCCUCCUCGUUGGCGAAUUCGUCCGCGACGGGGAAGUCGACGCCAACAAAGAUCCCGUCCCGAUCCGACUCGUCAAGUACCAGCUGGACUCGACGACUCGCCGACUACGCACCAACAGUGACGGCUUGGCUACUGCCAGCUGGGCUCACUGCGUGGACAUUCUCAAGAUGCAAGGAGGUGUCUCUUAUGAUGGAAAGUUCUAUCUGUCACGGAGCAACGGUCGUGAUCCUGCCGCCGGUGAUCUUUUCACUUGGAAGGAGGGUAAUACUGCUACCAAGUUCCCUGGGUGGUUCAUGGCCGGCAAUGAGGACUUGAGCUAUAAUCCCGUGCGGAAGGAGUAUUAUACUGUCACCGAGUAUGAUAACGGGCGGUUCAUUCUGUCUUACAAGGUCUGA
This is a messenger RNA of Penicillium subrubescens, 1167 nucleotides long. RefSeq lists its product as uncharacterized. The record is from RefSeq and is a predicted model, not a curated record. The transcript is spliced from 2 exons. NCBI's taxonomy places the organism in Eukaryota, Fungi, Ascomycota, Eurotiomycetes, Eurotiales, Aspergillaceae. Bases 1 to 1167 code for a protein of 388 amino acids.